Messenger RNA from Blepharisma stoltei, 600 nucleotides. NCBI's taxonomy places the organism in Eukaryota, Ciliophora, Heterotrichea, Heterotrichida, Blepharismidae. The record is from the annotation of a GenBank genome assembly.
AUGGAUCUUAGGACUAAAACAGUAAGGCAAAUUUUUCAAUUUGAACUUUUAGCUCAUCCUUUUAAUAAGUCUGAUGAAAUUAUUUACUAUGAGAAUUCUUUAUAUAUUUUUGGAGAAAGAAAGCUUUCUGGCUGCAUGAAAAUUGACCUGAAUAGUAAGAGAUAUUAUAUGCUACCAUUUCCCAUCUUGCAUCAUAAGAUGUUUUGUAUCCUUUUAUAUAAAUAUGUUUUAGUUGCGAAUUAUAUUGACUCAAACCUGUACUUAUAUGACCUUAUGAUUGAGGAACACUCAAUAAUCGCUUCUUUUGAGCAUUUACAAUGCUUUAAACAUCUUUUUACAGACAAUCUAAGGACUUAUUUAUGGAUACCUCUAUCCGCUAUAUAUGAAAGUGAAGAAAAUAAUCCAUUUAUAUGAAAUCUAAUAGGAAACUCUGAUUUUGGAAUUAGUUUUAUCCCCUCUGAAAUUAAUUAUAGCAAUUAUAUGGGAAAUCUUUAUCUCAGUUAUAUCACAAGGUCAUCAAUGCCGCGAACAUAUUGCUACAUUUUUAAUCGAAAGAAAAAAGAAAUGGAGCUGAUUAACCAUAUAAUAGGCAAUAAUUAA